AUGGUACCUAAAUCCAAUACACAUAGAAAGGAGUUCACUCUUCAAAACUUAUGUGUACAGGUUUUGUCAAAAAAAGAUCAACAGCAAUAUUGGAGCCGUACCGAAGAAAGAUAUAGUUUCGUUACAGUUGAUCAAUUCUGUGACAAGUUCAAAGCAUCUCAAAGUGGUCAGAAUCUUACCGAAGAGCUUUCAAAGCCGUAUGACAAAUCAAAAGGACAUAAAAAUGCCCUAUCCUUCAGUAUCUACUCAUUAUCGAAGUGGGAUCUCCUUAAGGCAUGUUUUGCACGGGAGCUUCUUCUUAUGAAAAGGAAUGCCUUCCUCUACAUAACAAAAGCCGUUCAGCUUGGACUACUCGCUGUUAUUACUGGCACAGUAUUUCUGCGCACACAUAUGGACGCUGAUAGGGUUCAUGCUACCUACUAUAUGGGUUCACUCUUCUGUGCGCUCCUGCUGCUGAUGGUGAAUGGAUUCCCUGAGCUGGCCAUGGCAAUUAGCAGACUUCCGGUCUUCUACAAACAGAGAGACUACUACUUCUAUCCUGCGUGGGCUUAUGCAAUACCAUCUUUUAUCCUAAAGAUUCCAGUCUCUUUAGUUGAGUCAGUAGCUUGGACAUCAAUAUCCUACUACCUGAUUGGCUACACUCCGGAAGCAUCAAGUUUUUUCCGUCAGCUCCUUGUCCUCUUCCUCAUCCACACCGUAUCAUUAUCAAUGUUUCGAUGUGUCGCCUCAUACUGCCAAACAAUGGUGGCUGGUUCAGUCGGUGGUAGGAUGGCAUUUCUAGUCAUCCUUCUAUUUGGGGGUUUCAUUACGGUAUCUGGUGUAACUCUUGGAAGGAGGAUACUAAUUGAUCAAGAGCUAGACUUCUCAAGAUACUUCUACUGGAUCUCAAUUGGAGCAUUGAUUGGGUUUAUUUUGUUGUUCAAUGCAGGCUUCGCCAUCGGCUUGACUAUUAAAAACCGGAGGAUGGUGUUGCCCUUCACACCCCUGGUAAUAUCAUUCCAGGAUGUCAACUACUAUGUAGACACUCCUGCGGGACCAGAGAGCUUAGGCCAAGGUUACUUCGACAACGAGCUUGAUGCAUGGGUUGGGCUUCGUAAAGAUGGCUACAUUUGCUCCUGUCAAGUCGCCUCCCGCAGCAACACAAGUACUGUGGAGCCGGAGUGGAAGAUGGUCAAGGAGAAGUUGUUCCUCAAGGUCCCGGAGAGGCAGCUGAAAUCGGCAAGGGCCACUCUAGCGUACAUGGGCAACAGCAACUUUUGCCUUGUGGAGUUUUUGCUACGCGAGGGAGUCGAGUUUAAGUACACCUUUGGUGACCGUGAUGGUUGUGUGCUCCAGAUGAGCAUGUUUGGCCUUAAGUAUGAUCGUAAGGGAGAACUGCAAAUCAUGCGCCACCGCACGAACUCCAUUGCAAUACCUGGGGUACCAAGGAUCAAGGACAACUACAACCCAUCAACAUGGGUGCUGGAAGUAACUUCUGCAUCUAUGGGAGUAGAUUUUGCACAAAUAAACGACCAGCGGGGUUUGUUCACCAUAUUGGGGUGCAUGUAUGGAGUCACUCUGUUCACCGGCAUCAACAACUGCCAAUCAGUGAUGCCAUUUGUCUCCAUUGAGCGCUCCGUCGUGUAUAGGGAGAGGUUUGCAGGGAUGUACUCUCCUUGGGCCUACUCCUCCUUUGCACAGGUUGCCAUGGAGAUUCCUUAUGUGCUGGUGCAGGUUGUCCUGUUCAUGUUGAUAGCAUACCCGAUGAUAGGGUAUGCAUGGACAGCAGCAAAGUUUUUUUGGUUCAUGUACACCAUGUCGUGCACGCUGCUCUACUUCCUCUACCUGGGAAUGAUGAUGGUGUCGCUCACCCCCAACAUCCAAGUUGUAUCUAUACUUGCAUCCAUGUUCUACACCCUACAAAACCUCAUGUCCGGCUUCAUUGUACCUGCGCCACAAAUACCAAGAUGGUGGAUAUGGCUCUACUACAUCUCCCCAAUGUCAUGGACGCUCAAUGUCUUCUUCACCACACAAUUUGGGGAUGACAAUGACAGGAUGAUCGUCGUGUUUGGAGAGACCAAGUCCGUUACAGCAUUCAUGAGAGACUACUUUGGUUUUCGCCGUGACCUUCUGCCACUGGCAGCCGUGGCUCUGGCGGCAUUCCCCAUCCUCUUUGCUGUCCUGUUCGGUUACAACAUCUCACAGCUCAACUUCCAAAGGCGAUAGACCGACUUCAAAGUAGUAAAACAGUAGC
Messenger RNA from Brachypodium distachyon (stiff brome), 2233 nucleotides. Its product is annotated as ABC transporter G family member 41-like. NCBI's taxonomy places the organism in Eukaryota, Viridiplantae, Streptophyta, Magnoliopsida, Poales, Poaceae. The coding region runs from base 1 to 2205 and encodes 734 amino acids. The transcript has 11 exons. Gene Ontology annotation, molecular function: ABC-type transporter activity. The record is from RefSeq and is a predicted model, not a curated record. Gene Ontology annotation, cellular component: membrane.